CCAAUUAGCGGCGUCAGUAUAGUUUAUAAAAUAACUCGUUUCUUCUCAACUUCUCUUUUCUCAUUUUAGUUUUUCUGUUUAAACAAAUAACAGUACAAAAGUAUUACGCGGUAAUAGUAAAAAUGAAACUCUGUAUUUUUGCGGCUGUAUGUCUUGCGCUGGUCGUCCUUGCCGCUUCUAAUGAUGUACAUCUUGGUCAACGAAAACCAGGAGAUGUUCUUGUUGCUUCAAGACGACUUUUCAGACUGGGAGUCCCGGGGAAGCCAAUGGUAGCGCAGUCAGGAUUCAACGCCGAUGGCACAAUCACCGCCGUAAAUGCUGUCAAUGCGCCUGGAUCCAAUGCAAAUGUAACGAUCGUCAAAGGCGGACCCGGAGAGGACCGAGUUGUGGUGGCGGCAAUUAGCGAGCCUGGAGCAGGUCUCGACGUCCAGCUGGAUAUUUACGCUCUCCUAGCCACACCAGCUCCGCCACCGGCCUAAAUUACCCGCUCGCUGCGGUCUUAGACCCAUUUUACGUCAUUGGUCACCAUGGUUACCAUUUCUUCGGAACUUUAUGUCGAUCAUAAUCAAUAAAUACCACUUUUAAUUCCAA
Messenger RNA from Cotesia glomerata, 591 nucleotides. RefSeq lists its product as uncharacterized. The transcript is spliced from 2 exons. Lineage: Eukaryota; Metazoa; Arthropoda; Insecta; Hymenoptera; Braconidae. Bases 123 to 479 code for a protein of 118 amino acids. The record is from RefSeq and is a predicted model, not a curated record.